AUGCUGCACAUAACAUUAGGUCAAGCCAUUUGGGCUUCUGUUAAGCCGAUCAUAAAAAUUUACUUGAUUAUAGGUGUAGGGUUUUUAAUGGCCAAGAUGGGGAUCCUAACAGUGGAGGCGACACGAACCAUUUCCGAUGUCGUACUAACGGUUUUACUUCCCUGCUUAUCAUUCAAUAAGAUUGUUGCUAACAUUGAGGAUAAAGACAUCAAAUCCGUAGGGAUUAUUUGUCUGUCCGCUGUACUUAUCUUUGUGACAGGUCUAUUUUUCGCAUAUAUGGUUAGACUAUUUCUGCCAGUACCCAAACAGUGGUAUGGUGGUAUUCUCGCUGGUGGUAUGUUCCCCAAUAUCAGCGACCUGCCCAUUGCGUAUUUACAAUCCAUGGACCAAGGGUUUAUAUUUUCAGCAGAAGAAGGUAACAAGGGUGUAGCAAAUGUCAUUAUAUUUCUGACAAUGUUUUUGAUUUGCGUCUUCAAUUUGGGUGGAUUUCGACUGAUUGAAAGCGAUUUUGAAUACAACGACAAUGAAAACGCUGCAAGAGUGUCAGAAACGACAGGCACAUUGCCCGCCACAGAUACGAACAGUACUACUAAUAAUAAAAAUUCCUCUCCGUAUGAACGCAAGAUUUUCAAUGACAAAUAUACCGCAUGUAACAGCCUCACUGAAGCUACAAACGCAUCAUCAAUAACAAGUCCAAGAAGAAGUAUAGGCCCCUUAUCAGUUGCGGGCACUCGUUCCGGUUCCAUAGUCACAAAACCUGCUCAGGCAAGGACAAAGGAUACUGUUGAACGCAUACAAGGUGAAGAAUCACAUAUAGCAUCUGGUUUAAACUCAUUGGAGAACCAAUCGUCCGCUUCGACAGUGCAUUCCUAUAAUACGUCAGAGAGUUACAAUAGCAGCCUGGAUACUAUGAGGGCACGGAGAAUACCAAGCCUACCGAGAGCUUACAAUACCGUUUCUGAAGAAAAGAGUCUAGACGAGUACCUCCCAGGAAAUAUAUCUAUGUCAGCCUUGGAGCCUAUCCGCUCCAUUGAUAUGCGUGCAUUGCCUCCUCAAGACAUACACCAUCUCAUUAGAGAAUACUCCAACGUUGACCAAUUUGGGCACAGAAGAAGGAACUCUAGUUUGAUCAGUUCCGAUAUGAAUGAUGCACAUUCAAUCAAGUCGAUCUCUACUCUACAAACUAUAAAAAAUGCCAAUCUAACUAGGAUUUUAACCUCGGAUGCCACCGUAAGUAAAAAGGAUAUUGAAACUUCGGGCGAAUCAUUACCCAAAUGGGUGAGAAAGUUCCCACUAACUCCCUUGCUAGUAUUUUUCUUGAAAAAUUGUUUGAGACCGUGUUCCAUGGCUGUCAUUCUCGCACUGAUUAUUGCGUUUAUCCCAUGGCUCAAGGCUCUAUUUGUCACUACCGCUAACACCCCGCACAUAAGGCAGGCACCAGACAACGCACCUGCAUUAAGCUUUUUUAUGGAUUUUACAAGUUAUGUGGGCGCUGCAUGUGUCCCAUUCGGGUUAAUCUUGUUAGGGGCAACCUUGGGGAGAUUGAAAAUCGGCAGGCUCUAUCCAGGAUUUUGGAAAGCCGCCGUGGUACUUGUCAUUUUGAGACAAUGUGUUAUGCCGAUUUUUGGUGUCUUAUGGUGCGAUCGGUUAGUGAAGGCUGGCUGGGUCAACUGGCAAGAUGAUAGCAUGCUAUUGUUCGUUAUUGCGAUUAGCUGGAAUUUGCCAACAAUGACCACCCUCAUAUACUUUACCGCCAGCUAUACACCUCCUGAGGUAACUGAGCCGAUCCAAAUGGAGUGUGUGUCCUUCUUCUUGAUGCUUCAAUAUCCACUAAUGACUGUUAGUUUGCCAUUUUUAGUUUCUUACUUUCUGAAAGUACAAAUGAAACUUUAG
This is a messenger RNA of Saccharomyces eubayanus, 1893 nucleotides long. RefSeq lists its product as uncharacterized. Gene Ontology annotation, biological process: transmembrane transport. The transcript has a single exon. Gene Ontology annotation, cellular component: membrane. Lineage: Eukaryota; Fungi; Ascomycota; Saccharomycetes; Saccharomycetales; Saccharomycetaceae. The record is from RefSeq and is a predicted model, not a curated record. Bases 1 to 1893 code for a protein of 630 amino acids.